AUGCGCCAUCUGUUGGACGCGAAGAAUGUGGUUGGUUAUACGCCCUUGAUAGUCGCAUUCCGCCUUGGUCGAUUUGCGUUUGCAAAAAUCCUUAUACAAGCCGGAGCAGAUCAGACGGUCCGGGACGUCGAUGGUAGAAAUCUGUUACAUGUGCGAAUUCAACAUAUGAGUCGCUCGCGGCCUACCGACUGGUCUAUCCGAGAGGCGCUCGAACUGCUCGAUCGUCAGCUCCUCCCAUCCAUGCUGACCGCUCGCCGUCUUUCCGGCGACGUAAUCCACACACCCUUUGCUUGGUUGAUUUUGUGCAUGAGUCUUGACGCGUCGACAUUACCGGGACUAGCCGCUAGUCUAAAUUAUGUCAAGCCUCUAGGUUGCAAGCACCUGGAGCUCUUGGACAGCGAGGGGGACACCCCAUGCCACGGACGGGGGGUCAUAUCAUGGGAGCUUAUCGAUUUGCUUCUGGCGUACGAACCUGAGCUCGCGGCCAAGGAGAACGUCAACGGGCUCACGCCGGCGGACGUUGCCGAGCAGAAGUUGUUUGCCAAGGCUGCUAAGCCUCCGCAUAUUCCACAGCAGUCGAGCUCUCGCAACCUAGGCGCAGGCGCUGUCGGAAAGGAGCCGUGGACGUUUGUGCACCAGACAGGAAAAGGAGUGCUGUUAGCGAACAGGCGGAGAAUUUAUGAGCGGUGCUGCUUAGGCGGAAGCGACGGGGACACAAGGAGGAGAAAGCUGGUGACGCUNUUACAGUCGGUGAUCACCUGA
This is a messenger RNA of Aspergillus calidoustus, 762 nucleotides long. Lineage: Eukaryota; Fungi; Ascomycota; Eurotiomycetes; Eurotiales; Aspergillaceae. The record is from the annotation of a GenBank genome assembly.